UCCUUGCACCAACGGCCCCCCACUCGCUCGUGACCCGUGACCCGCUAGCCCGUGCUCCCCUCUGCGCCUGGGCCCCCUGUCCCUCAGCCCCUGCCCAUCAGGCCUGCCACCUGCUUCCAGCAGCACCAGCCAUGAAUCACGGGCAGAAAGACCUGCUUCGUGUCAGCAGCUCUGAGCCUCUCGCAGCCAUCAUCAUCGGAAAUGGCCCAUCUGGCAUCUGCUUGUCCUACCUGCUGUCAGGGUACACGCCCUACGUGAGGCCGGGCGCUGCCCACCCGCACCCCUUACUGCAAAAGAAGCUGGCUGAGGCCUCGGGCGUCUCCAUCCUGGACCAGGACCUGGACUACCUUUCAGAGGGCCUGGAGGGACGUUGCCAAAGCCCCAUAGCCCUGCUCUUUGAUGCCCUUCUGCGCCCUGACACAGACAUCGGGGGCACCAUGGAUUCAGUCCUGACGUGGCAACGGCAGAAUGAGCGAGCAGUCCCCCACGUGGUCCUGGGCCGGAACCUGCCGGGGGGCGCCUGGCAUUCUAUAGAGGGCUCCAUGGUGACCCUGAGCCGUGGCCAGUGGAUGGGGCUCCCUGACCUUCAUGUGAAGGACUGGCUGUGCUGGAAACGCAGAGGACUCCGCAACCCCCGAGCCACAGCAGGUGACAUCGCUCGCUACUACAAGGACUAUGUGGCCGAGAAGGGCCUGGGCCCCAACUUCGUGUCCGGUGCCGUGGUCACAGCCGUGGAAUGGGGGACGCCCGAGGAGCCCGAGGCCUGCUUCCGCGUGCAUGGCUUCCUGAUGGCCGCCGACCACAGCCGAGAGCCCUUCUCUCUACGGGCCCGCAACGUAGUGCUGGCCACCGGCACUUCUGACAGCCCCGCGCGCCUGGGCAUCCCAGGGGAGACCCUGCCCUACGUGCACCACGAGCUAUCGGCGCUGGAGGCGGCCUGGCGGGCAGGCACAGUGACCCCGGCCUCGGACCCAGUGCUCGUGGUGGGCGCCGGGCUGUCAGCGGCCGACGCGGUGCUCUUCGCGCGCCAUGCCAACAUCCCAGUGCUCCACGCCUUCCGCCGGCCCGUGGACGACCCGGGCCUGGUGUUCAACCAACUGCCCCAGAUGCUGUACCCCGAGUACCACAAGGUGCACCAGAUGAUGAGGGAGCGGUCCAUAGAGGGACCCAGCCCAUAUCUGGGCUAUCGCAGCCUCCCAGAGCACCGGCUCCUACUCUGCCGGGAUGACCACCAGGUGGUCUUCCAGGGCCCACAGGGGCUUCAGAAGGGCUUCGUGGUGUCCCUGGUGCUGGUGCUCAUUGGGUCCCACCCCGAUCUCUCCUUCCUCCCUGGGGCAGGCGCCGACCUGGCCACAGACCCCAGCCAGCCACUGAACGCCAAGAAGAACCCCAUUGAUGUGGACCCCUACACGUACCAGAGCACCCGCAGAGAGGGGCUGUACGCCCUCGGGCCACUGGCAGGGGACAACUUCGUGCGCUUUGUUCAGGGUGGCGCCCUGGCUGCGGCCAGCUCCCUGCUGAAGAAGGAGGCCCCCAGGCCGCCCUAGCACCUGCUACGGCCACCACCCAGGCCCACAGGAGCCGGGCGGAGAGCCCAGCAGCCUUGCUGGGCGCCCCCACUCCCACCCCCAGGCAAGGGGCUUCUCCCAGCUGCAACCGGCCCCCAACGAAGAGCAGCUGCUAGCGGCAGGAACACAGGUGGCCGGCCCCAGGCAGUGACCGCGUGGAGGCCUGCUACCCAGACAGACACUGGGGAGGUCUGGCCCUAUGGAGUGGGGUUUGCACGGGGUGUCUGGGCAUGGGCAUCCGGCCCGGAUUUCGGACUCGGCUCCUUCCAGAAUCAGGGUCAGAAUAAACCCCAAUAAACAC
Suncus etruscus (white-toothed pygmy shrew) is the source of this 1869-nucleotide messenger RNA. RefSeq names its product oxidative stress induced growth inhibitor 1 (gene OSGIN1). NCBI's taxonomy places the organism in Eukaryota, Metazoa, Chordata, Mammalia, Eulipotyphla, Soricidae. The transcript is spliced from 6 exons. The record is from RefSeq and is a predicted model, not a curated record. The coding region runs from base 132 to 1547 and encodes 471 amino acids.